This is a messenger RNA of Phragmites australis (common reed), 1543 nucleotides long. RefSeq lists its product as uncharacterized. The record is from RefSeq and is a predicted model, not a curated record. NCBI's taxonomy places the organism in Eukaryota, Viridiplantae, Streptophyta, Magnoliopsida, Poales, Poaceae. Bases 447 to 1262 code for a protein of 271 amino acids. The transcript has 5 exons.
AAACUUUCGUUCUCGCAAUAUCAGGAGAGAUGUACCUCAUUGGCUCUCUGCUUGAAAUCCGAUGAACCAAAACCGUGGACCAUCACCGCCGGUAUCUCGUUCCCAAUCCCCCAGAUUUCCACUCCCCACUCCCACUACUUGUACCACCAAACCCCAGCCCCAGAACCUGGAGCUCUCCUAGGCAACGAACGGCAAGAAUCGAUUUCUGCGAUUCUUUGGAGGCCCCUGGUGCCGCUGGUUUCUUGAAAUCUCAGCCACCAAAGUCACAAUUUUUAUUUUUCCCCUUCCUGGUUGGACAGCUGCUGUGGCUGAGAGUUGCAGGCAUCGUUGGUGACCGGACAAAGAACCCUCCAUCCUCUGCUUGAGGUGAUGGGGCAUUUCGGCUUUGUUCCUGGCACUUUAUGAUAGAUUAUACAUAAAGGCCAUAGUUCAGAUCAUUAUCAAGCAUGUCUCUACUUUCAAAGUUACGCCUGAUCACCGUGGAUGUAACUGGUACUCUGAUCGCUUACAAAGGACACCUUGGGGAUUACUACUGUAUGGCAGCUAAGUCUGCUGGGAUGCCAUGUCCUGACUAUCAGCGCAUGCAUGAGGGCUUCAAGCUCGCAUAUACUGAGAUGGCAAGACAAUACCCAUGCUUUGGAUUUGCUGCAAAGAUGCCAAACAUUGAUUGGUGGAGGACGUGUGUUAAGAAUUCGUUUGUUAAGGCUGGCUAUGAAUAUGAUGAUGAGACAUUUGAGAAAAUCUUCAGGCGCAUUUAUUCCUCUUUUGGCUCUGCUGCACCAUACUCGGCGUUUCCUGAUGCGCAGCCCUUCCUGAGAUGGGUGCGGGAAAAGGGACUCACGGUUGGUAUUGUCAGCAAUGCAGAGUACCGUUACAAAGAAGUAAUCCUGCCAGCUUUAGGGUUGAAUCAGGGCUCGGAAUGGGACUUUGGGGUUUUCUCAGGCAUUGAUGGUGUUGAGAAGCCUGAUCCAAGAAUUUACAAGAUAGCGCUGGAAAUGGCAGGAAACGUUGCACCCGAAGAAGCUCUCCACAUCGGCGACAGCAUUCGGAAGGACUACACCCCUGCGAGGGGCAUUGGGAUGCAUGCGCUGCUCCUGGACCGAUUCAAGACUGCCGAAGCUGAGAGCUGGAGGCAGUCUGGCGGGACGGUGCUCCCCGAUUUGGUUGCUGCUCAAGAGUGGCUCACCAAGAACCAAAGUGAAGAAGCAGCAGCAGCUCAAGUGCUGAACAGAAUGUCUGAAAAACUAAAAAUGGGGGCUUAAGCCCUCAGUGCUCCUUUUACGCCCUAGGUAUGAACUGAAGAUCCAAAGAAACUUGUACUGAUGGGAGGAGAUAGGUGAUGGUUCUUGACUACUUGCUAGUGUAAUGAGCUUGAGGCCUUGAGCUGCUGUCUGACAGUAGCUUUUGGGGCCGAUGCUGGUUGCUGAAUAUGGCUAGCGAAUCAGAGUGUCAUGAAUCAUGUUUCGACAAAAAAUUCUGGUUCGGUUUUCCAUUCUUCACCUGUGUUGAGCAAUAAAAAGGAAGACUACAUGGACUUUGCAUA